Messenger RNA from Guillardia theta CCMP2712, 366 nucleotides. RefSeq lists its product as hypothetical. The transcript has 4 exons. NCBI's taxonomy places the organism in Eukaryota, Cryptophyceae, Pyrenomonadales, Geminigeraceae. Bases 1 to 366 code for a protein of 121 amino acids. The record is from RefSeq and is a predicted model, not a curated record.
AUGGAACUUUUCAAGGACCCUGACGCUGACGUCACUGCCAAGCUCGAGAACGUCAAACGGCAGCAGCACUUUGAUCAGCUUGACGACGAGGAGAAAGAGGAGGAAGCGAAGGUGAAGCAGCAAGCCAAGUCAUCCGAAGACCUUCGCAAAGCAAGGAUUGAGCAGCAGCAGAGGGUCAAGGCUCUUCUAGCAAAGAAGCAGAAGGAUCGAGGUGGACGAUGCAGGAGGGAGCACAAGGAGGAAACGGAAGGGGAUCAUGCUGCUGGAGCGAUGUCUGAGGAGGAGGAGGGGACAGUGAGAAAAGGCUACAUGACAGAUGACAUCGUCAGCGGGAGCGAGGAGGAGGAGGAUAGCGCGAUGCGGUAG